This is a messenger RNA of Drosophila rhopaloa, 728 nucleotides long. RefSeq lists its product as uncharacterized. The transcript has a single exon. NCBI's taxonomy places the organism in Eukaryota, Metazoa, Arthropoda, Insecta, Diptera, Drosophilidae. The record is from RefSeq and is a predicted model, not a curated record. The coding region runs from base 100 to 672 and encodes 190 amino acids.
UCCACACUCCGGUCUCAAGCAAGCAACAUUCAAAAUUAAACUAAAAAAGUGAUUCAAACAGAUCGUGAUAUUUGAGUAGUAAAAUCGAACGUGUUCAACAUGCAGAUGGUUGGGGCCCUGGUCAACUUGCUGCUCAUUGCGGCCUGCUUCUACGCAAUGUACUCGUUGACCCCGGCGAACAAUCCGUACGGCUAUAUGGCGGCGUCCUUCAGCCUGGUGCACGGACUGCUGGGCAUGGUGCGCUCCUUCUCCGACGAGUUCGACGAGUGCGGGCGCACCUUUCUGAUCUCUGCCAGCAUACUGGAGGUCAUCCCGCUACCACUGGCGAACAUCGAGUUCUACCUAGUAUCCGAUCAGUCGGGAGUGGCGCUGGUGCACGGCCUGUCGCUGAUACCGCUCUUCUACGACAUGCUCGGCAAGAUGGGAGACGACUGGGACAGUUCCACGGAGACCCUCAAGGAUCUCGCGCUGCUCGGGAACAUCGGGUCCACUUCGUAUCUGGCCAUCAAGGACGGAAACCAUCUCUAUGCCGGAGUGGCUGCCACUGCCUUCGUAGCAAGAUUCGGUGCAGCUCUGAUCGAUCAUUUCAUGGAGGGUUUCGGACCUCAUGUGGCCACAGUUGGGAACGCUGGAAUCUUGGCCCUUAUGACCUACGCACUCACUGAGGGUUAAUCGCUUCAGCUCCGAAUAGAGCUUUUCAAGGAAUUAAAACCCUAAAUCAAACAUAA